Messenger RNA from Aspergillus affinis, 897 nucleotides. Its product is annotated as class I SAM-dependent methyltransferase. The coding region runs from base 1 to 897 and encodes 298 amino acids. Lineage: Eukaryota; Fungi; Ascomycota; Eurotiomycetes; Eurotiales; Aspergillaceae. The transcript is spliced from 3 exons. The record is from RefSeq and is a predicted model, not a curated record.
AUGGCGUCUGUGAACGAACCUACCACGCGAGAAUGGCUGCUCUCGCUACUGGAACCAGGAAUGCUUCUGGCUUGGGCCAUGUCCUAUUAUGCGAAAACUAGUCUAGCAGCUGUCUUUCAACGCGGCCAGAUCCUGGCUCCCCUGCUAGAGACUCGCCGACUCCGCGACGAAGCGUUCGGCAAGUUCUGGGUCGAGUUCAGCUCCAACCGAGAGGAAUCCAUGGAAUCCGCUCAACCGCCCCCGAAUCAACCCCCGUCCCCCCCGUCGACGGAAGUCCAAAAUUCCACAGACCUGAUCCCGCCUGUUCUAGCCCAGGCGUCCGGUCUGGUCCUAGACGUAGGACCCGGUACGGGGACUCAGAUGCCUCUACUGCGGUCCCCCGCUAUCAAAGCCAUCUACGGCGCCGAGCCCUGUCAGGGCCUGCAUGAGGAGCUGCGCGCCCGAGCCGUCGCCAACGGCCUCGGCGAGAAGUACUUCGUCCUGCCCUGCAGCGUCGAGGGAUCGGAGCUGACCCACGCGCUGGAGAAGCAUGGGCUGAACCGCACGAACGAGGGGCUUUUCGACACUAUUGUCUGCGUGCGCGUCCUGUGCUCCUUGCCUAAUAUGCAGCAGUCCGUCAACGAGCUGUACGCGCUGCUGCGGCCCGGCGGCAAGCUGCUUAUCACGGAGCACGUGGUGAAUCCGUGGCGGACGUCGAAGGGGUCCGUCGUGGCGAGGGCCAUGCAGGCGCUCUACGGUGCUUUGGGCUGGAGCUUCUACAUCGGUGAUUGUUGCCUGAACCGCGAUACAGAAAAGGUGCUGCGGGCUGCCGGCGAGUGGGAGUCCGUCGAGCUGGAUCGCUGGUUUGGCCGUACGGUGUUUCCGUAUAUCUCGGGGGUGCUGGUCAAGAAGGCGUAA